AUGAGCGGAAACGAUGCUUUCCCGUUUCCUGGCUCAAAGUCGCCAGGAAUCAACACGACCUUGAGGCACGGCUGGUUGUCUCCAGAUCCGCCGGCGUCCGAACACUCGCGGGCCGGGGCGAGCAGCAAUCGGGAGUCGACCCUGUCGUAUGGUGCGUUGACAUCCCGAGAGCAGGAACCGUAUCCGCCGCCGCAGGAUGACCAUGGAGGCGACUUUGUGACGGCAGUAGAGAACCAGCAGCUGCAGCGUGGUUUGGCCCAGCGCCAUCUUUCCAUGCUGGGUAUCGCCGGCGCCAUCGGGACUGGUCUUUUCCUGGGACUCGGAUCGGCGAUUCAGAAUGGAGGUCCGGCUGGCGCGUUGCUCGGCUACGCGACGGUUGGCCUCAUUGUCUGUGCCGUACAAUUCGCUUUGGGAGAAGUCACGGCGCUGCUGCCCGUCACGGGAUCCUUCGUCCGUCACGCCGAGCUCUUUGUGGACCCGGCCCUGGGGUUCGCCAUCGGCUGGAACAUUGUCUACGGCAACGUGCUCUCCAUCCCCAGCGAGAUCACUGCCAUCUGCGUGCUCUUCCAGUUCUGGACCGACCUGAGCCCUGCCGUGUUUAUCGUUGUCUUCAUCGUCCUCACAUUCCUCGUAGGCAUUGCCUUUGUGCGUGUCUUUGGCGAGGUCGAGUUCGUCUUUGCGCUGCUCAAAAUCAUGCUCGUCGUCUUCUUGGUCAUUCUGGGCCUGGUAAUCGACCUUGGCGGCAUCCCCGGCACGCCGCGCAUCGGCUUCGCGCACUGGCAGGAUCCUGGUCCAUUCGUCGAGUACAUAGCUUCGGGCGACUGGGGCAAGUUCCUGGGCUAUUGGUCCGUCAUGACGGGUGCCGUCUUCUCGUUCGCGGGAGUCGAGUCCCUGGCCAUGGCCGCUGCCGAGACGCGCAACCCGCGCCACGCCAUCCCACGCGCCUGCAAGCGCGUCUUUGCCCGCGUCGUUCUUUUCUACCUCGUCGCAGUUCUGAUUGUCGGCAUGUUGGUGCGAAGCGACGACCCUCGGCUGAACGAAGGGUCGGGAACGGCAGCUCAAUCGCCCUUUGUCAUCGCUGCGCAGGCCGCCGGCAUUCCGGCAAUCCCAAGCGUGGUCAACGCCAUCGUCAUCACCUCGGCCUGGUCAGCGUCCAACCAGGCACUGCUGUCAGGGACGCGUGUGCUUUUCGGUCUGGCGCUCAAGGGUCAGGCCCCCAAAGUGUUUCUGCGCACCACCUCGUGGGGAGUGCCGUACGUUUGCGUGCUGUUCUUCACUGCCUUUAUGUUCCUGAGCUUCAUGGCACUAUCAAACGGGGCUCUGACCGUCUUCUUUUGGUUCGUUGCACUGACGAGCGCCGGCGUGCUGAUCUCCUGGGCGGCGAUUCUGUUGAACCACAUCCGCAUGAUGAAAGCGUUGAAGGUCCAGGGGUUGGAUCCAAACAGGCUGCCGUGGCAUAAUUCAUGGACCGAGGGCGGAUGGGACGCCAACUCAUUCGUGUCGCAUUAUCUUGACAUACCGCUUGUACUGGCUGCUUAUGCUGUUUGGAAGUUUGCCAACAAGACAAAGAUAGCGCCGUUGCGGGAGAUACCGGUAGAAGAGGCUCUGGAACAGGCAGAGCUGCACCCAGCGCAGCCCGAACCUCGAAGUAAGGGAUGGGUUAGGAUCCUGAGUUGGAUAUGGGAUUAG
Pyricularia oryzae 70-15 is the source of this 1689-nucleotide messenger RNA. RefSeq names its product dicarboxylic amino acid permease. The transcript has 2 exons. Gene Ontology annotation, cellular component: membrane. Gene Ontology annotation, biological process: amino acid transmembrane transport. The record is from RefSeq and is a predicted model, not a curated record. Gene Ontology annotation, molecular function: amino acid transmembrane transporter activity. The coding region runs from base 1 to 1689 and encodes 562 amino acids. NCBI's taxonomy places the organism in Eukaryota, Fungi, Ascomycota, Sordariomycetes, Magnaporthales, Pyriculariaceae.